UCCGAGUGACUGCGGCGGAGGAUACAGUGUAUGAAGCGGGGGCAGCACGGGACACACAGGGGGCAGCACGGGACCCAGGGCCGACAGUCAUCCCAUCGCGGUCCCUGGCAGCCGGACUCGGAGGUUUCUGGCCUCCUGCACCCGGCCUCAGCCCCCCACACCCCGUGUAGACCCCCCAGCAGCCCCGGGGUAAAUGCGAGAUGCCCGCAGGAUGCCAGAGCUGGGGGUUCAUGUACAGAGCCAUAUAGACGGGGCCUAUAGAGGGCACUUAUAGGGUCACCUGCCCCCGAGGUAGAUGCUCGUGGUACCCGCUACAUACCCCAGCUGGAGGAAGCUUCUGCCCCAAACCCCGGCACCGGCUGCUCCAGGACGUGGCCCGGUGACCAUGCUGUGCCAGGCAGGGGGGCUGCCGGCGGCCGCCAUGUACCCCGGGCUGACCCUGCUCCGCUCCGGACUCCUCUACCUGCUGCUCCUCACCCCCGGCUCCCAGGGCAAAGGAUGCGAGAAAAGCCCCUGCUUCUCCGGCCGCUGUGUCAACGCCACCUGCGUGUGCGACCCCGGCUGGGUGGGAGAUCAGUGCCACCACUGCCAAGGCAGAUUCAAGCUAACAGAACCCUCCGGAUAUCUGACAGACGGACCCAUUAAUUACAAAUACAAAACCAAGUGUACCUGGCUAAUCGAAGGCUACCCACACGCUGUCCUCAGGUUGCGAUUCAAUCAUUUUGCCACGGAAUGUAGCUGGGACCAUAUGUACGUGUAUGACGGGGACUCCAUCUAUUCACCACUAAUCGCUGUGCUCAGCGGUCUGAUUGUCCCGGAAGCUCCCGGAAACGAGACGGUUCCCGAAGUCGUCACCACGUCAGGAUACGCUUUGCUUCACUUUUUUAGCGACGCUGCUUACAACUUAACCGGCUUCAACAUAUUUUACUCGAUAAACUCCUGCCCAAACAACUGCUCGGCGCACGGGAAAUGCACCACGAGCGCCUCUGUCCCGAGCCGGGUCUACUGCGAGUGCGACAAAUACUGGAAGGGGGAGGCAUGCGAUAUCCCGUACUGCAAGAACAACUGCGGCAGCCCUGACCACGGCUACUGCGACCUGACCGGGGAGAAGCUGUGUGUCUGCAACGACAGCUGGCAAGGUCCAGACUGCUCCGUCAGCGUCCCCUCCACGGACUCCUACUGGAUUCUGCCCAACGUGAAGCCGUUCAGCCCCUCGGUAGGACGAGCCUCUCACAAAGCUGUCAUGCACGGAAAAUUCAUGUGGGUGAUCGGCGGAUAUGCCUUUAAUUACAGCUCGUAUCAGAUGGUUUUAAACUACAAUGUAGAGAGCAGUAUAUGGAACGUGGUGCCCGUGUUACGUGGCCCUCUGCCAAGAUACGGACAUUCUCUUACCUUGUUUCAGGACGACAUCUACAUGUACGGCGGGAAGAUCGAAACCCCCGCCGGGAACAUCACGGACGAGCUUUGGGUCUUUAACAUACCCAGCCAGUCCUGGAGCACCAGGACCCCCACCGUCCUCAACCAUGCGCAGCAGUACGCCCUGGAGGGCCACACGGCCCACGUGGUGGAACUCGAUAACAGAGAAGCCGUGAUGCUCAUCGUGUUUGGAUACUCGUCUGUGUACGGAUACAUCAGCAACGUCCAGGAGUACUACAUGAGAUCCAAUACCUGGCUGGUUCCGGAGACCAGAGGAGCCAUCGUGCAGGGCGGUUACGGUCACACCAGUGUCUACGAUCCGUUCACGAAGGCCGUGUACGUGCACGGGGGCCACAAGGCUUUACCUGGGAACAAAUACGGGCUGGUGGACGAUCUGUACCGGUACGAAGUGAACAGCAGGACGUGGACCAUCCUGAGGGUGAGCGGGCUGGCGCGGUACCUCCAUUCUGCCGUCCUGAUCAGCGGCACCCUGCUGGUGUUUGGGGGGAACACGCACAACGACACUUCCCUGAGCAACGGCGCCAAGUGCUUCUCCGCCGACUUCCUGGCCUACGACAUCGCGUGCGAUGAAUGGAAGGUUCUGCAGAAGCCCAAUCUCCACCGUGACGUCAACCGCUUCGGGCACUCGGCCGUCGUCAGCAACGGGUCCAUGUUUAUAUUUGGGGGCUUUUCCAGCGUCCUCCUUAAUGACAUUUUGGUGUAUAAGCCCCCGAGCUGCGAGGCUUUCCGCGGCGAGGAUCUCUGCACGAACGCCAUGCGCGGAAUCAGCUGCGCGUGGGACAGGGACCACUGCGUGUCGUGGGAGACGGCGCGAGCCAACGGCAAGUCCUUCCAAGCCCGCUGCCCCGCCAAAUCAGCCGCGUCGGACGACAGAUGCUACAAGAACACGGACUGCGCCAGCUGCACGGCGAAUACCAACGGCUGCCAGUGGUGCGACGAUAAGAAGUGCGUGUCGCUGAACAGCAACUGCAGCGUGUCGGUGAAAAACUACACGAAAUGCUACAUCCGCAACGAGCAGAUCUGCAACAAACUGACGAGCUGUAAGAGCUGCUCCCUGAAUCUGAACUGUCAGUGGGACCAGAGGCAGCAGGAGUGCCAAGCGCUGCCAGCUCACCUGUGCGGGGAGGGCUGGACGCACGUGGGGGACGCCUGUCUGCGCAUCAACUCGAGCCGGGACAGCUACGACAACGCCAGGGUUUACUGCCACAACCUCAGCGGCAGCCUGGCCUCCCUGACGACCCCCAAGGAGGUGGAUUUUGUUCUGGAUGAGAUGCAGAAAUACACGGUCCAGAAGCUGUCACCCUGGGUGGGCUUGCGUAAAAUCAACAUCUCGUACUGGGGUUGGGAGGACAUGUGCCCGUUUACCAACACCACCCUGCAGUGGCUUCCAGGAGAGCCCAGCGACUCGGGAUUCUGCGCCAACUUAGAGCGAGCCGAGGUGGCCGGACUGAAAGCCAACCCCUGCACGGCCCUGACGGACGGCCUAGUGUGCGAGAAGCCGGUCGUGAGUCCGAACCAGAACGCCCGUCCGUGUAAAAUGCCGUGUUCCCUGCGAACCUCGUGUUCCAACUGCACCAGCAACGGCAUGGAGUGCAUGUGGUGCAGCAACGCCAAGCGCUGCGUGGACUCCAACGCGUACAUCAUCUCCUUCCCGUACGGACAGUGCCUCGAGUGGCAAACCAACACCUGCUCCCCCCAGAAUUGCUCGGGAUUCCGGACAUGCGCGCUCUGCCUGGAGCACCCCGGCUGCGGAUGGUGUAACGACCCCAGUAACACAGGGAGGGGGCAUUGCAUGGAAGGGUCGUCCAGGGGUCCCAUGAAAAUCUUGGGGAAGCAAAGCAGCGAGAUGGUUCUGGACACCGGCCUGUGCCCUCGGGAAAAGAAUUACGAGUGGUCUUUCAUCCACUGCCCAGCGUGCCAGUGUAACGGUCACAGCACGUGCGUUAACGGCAACGUAUGCGAGCAAUGCAAGAACCUCACCACCGGAGAACAUUGCGAGAACUGUAUGGCUGGUUACCACGGCAACCCGACCAAUGGGGGAGAAUGCGAAGCCUGUGUCUGUAACGGUCACGCCAGUAUCUGCGAGAUGCAAACCGGGAAAUGCCACUGCACCACCAAGGGCAUCAAAGGAGACCAAUGCCAGCUAUGCGAUUCUGAGAACCGUUAUUUGGGGAACCCGCUCCGCGGCACCUGUUACUACAGCCUCCUGAUCGAUUACCAAUUCACCUUCAGCCUCAUCCAAGAAGAUGACCGGCACCACACCGCCAUCAACUUCAUCGCCAACCCGGAGCAGUCCAACAAGAAUCUGGAUAUUUCCAUCAAUGCAUCAAAUAACUUCAACCUCAACAUCACCUGGUCGAUUGGAUCUACAGCCGGCACCAUAUCGGGGGAGGAGGUCACGCUGGUCUCCCGGUCGUAUAUCAAGGAUUAUCGGGACAGCUUCUCCUGCGAGAAAUUCAACUUCCGGAGCAACCCCAACAUUACGUUCUACGUCUACGUCAGCAAUUUCACCUGGCCAAUUAAAAUUCAGAUCGCCUUCUCGCAGCAUAACACGAUCAUGGACCUGGUGCAGUUCUUCGUCACGUUCUUCAGCUGCUUCUUAUCUCUCCUGCUGGUCGCUGCCGUUGUCUGGAAGAUUAAGCAGACCUGCUGGGCGUCGCGCCGGAGAGAGCAGCUGAUGCGGGAGCGCCAGCAGAUGGCGAGCCGUCCGUUCGCCUCGGUAGAUGUGGCCCUGGAGGUUGGUGCGGAGCCGGCAGGACUCCACCGCGGGCCCCUGGAGGGUGUCCCAAAACCGAUCGCUAUAGAGCCGUGUGCGGGGAAUAAGGCUGCCGUGCUCACCGUGUUCCUGUGUCUGCCGAGCGGCUCGUGCGGAGUUCCCCCGCCGGGACAGUCCGGUCUCGCCAUCGCCAGCGCGCUGAUAGACAUAUCGCAGCAGAAAUCCCUGGACUGCAAAGAUAAGACCCUGUGUGUCCGCAACCGCAAGCCGCAUCCGCCGACCAGACAAGGGACCUGCGUUUGAGGCGACCCGGAAACCACGACGGCUCCCAGCGGUUCUGUUCUUUAGCGUCGGCGGCUUCCGUUCAGAGCUCUUCCGCGGCCUCGUUAGCGGCGGGCGUUCAGGGGGAGACCGCCGAGUGCCGUCCGUCCCACCGACCCAACGUGAGACCCGGCAAACGGCUCGUGAUUGGCCACGAAACCAAAUACCGGCAUCAGAAAUGGGAGAAACGCGUCAGGAAGACGCAACGGACUGAAAAAAAACGUCGGAAUUUUCUUUUGCCUGUAAAUAAAUGGAAAUCGGAAUCCCUGAAAUGUGGUUUCUACCGGGAAACGGUGCAUGUGAUUACGUAAUAAUAAGCUGACGGCUCUAUACAGUGUCAGGGGCUUCACCUUCAGUCAGGGGGCAUGGAGGAGAAAGCGGGGGCUUUUAGGGCUUUUUUUUUUAUGAUGUUGAUUUCAGAUCGAAACGGGAAAAAGACGAGGAAAUGAAAUGUACGAAAUCCGCCAAUAAACAGAUGUUUCUAGAUCCACCAAUCAGGAAGCGGC
Messenger RNA from Spea bombifrons (plains spadefoot toad), 4980 nucleotides. It is a transcript of the gene ATRNL1, whose product is annotated as attractin like 1. Gene Ontology annotation, cellular component: Golgi apparatus. Gene Ontology annotation, molecular function: protein binding. The transcript has 29 exons. NCBI's taxonomy places the organism in Eukaryota, Metazoa, Chordata, Amphibia, Anura, Pelobatidae. Bases 296 to 4456 code for a protein of 1386 amino acids. The record is from RefSeq and is a predicted model, not a curated record.